Messenger RNA from Procambarus clarkii (red swamp crayfish), 1176 nucleotides. The record is from RefSeq and is a predicted model, not a curated record. NCBI's taxonomy places the organism in Eukaryota, Metazoa, Arthropoda, Malacostraca, Decapoda, Cambaridae.
AUGCCCCCCGCUCCCUCCACGCCCCCGGCUCCCUCCACGCCCCCGGCUCCUCCAUCCGGCUCCCUCCACGCCCCCCCCCACGGCUCCCCCCGGCUCCAUCCCCCCCCGGCUCCCUCCACGCCCCCCCCGGCUCCCUCCACGCCCCCGGCUCCCUCCACGCCCCCCCACGGCUCCCUCCACGCCCCGGCCCCGGCUCCCUCCACGCCCCCCCCGGCUCCCUCCACGCCCCCCCGGCUCCCCUCCACGCCCCCCACGGCUCCUCCACGCCCCCGGCUCCCUCCACGCUCCCCCGGCUCCCUCCACGCCCCCGGCUCCCUCCACGCCCCCGGCUCCCUCCACGCCCCCCCCGGCUCCCUCCACGCCCCCGGCUCCCUCCACGCCCCCGGCUCCUCCACGCCCCCGGCCCGGCUCCCUCCACGCCCCCUGGCUCCCUCCACGCCCCCCGGCUCCCUCCACGCCCCCCCGGGCUCCCUCCGCCGACCCCCGGCUCUCUCCACGCCCCUGGCUCCCUCCACGCCCCUGGCUCCCUCCACGCCCCCGGCUCCGUCCACGCCCCCCCGGCUCCCUCCACGCCCCCCGGCUCCCUCCACGCCCCCGGCUCCCUCCACGCCCCCCCCGGCUCCCUCCACGCCCCCGGCUCCCUCCACGCCCCCCGGCUCCCUCCACGCCCCCGGCUCCCUCCACGCCCCCCCGGCUCCCUCCACGCCCCCCGGCUCCCUCCACGCCCCCGGCUCCCUCCACGCCCCCCCGGCUCCCUCCACGCCUCCGGCUCCCUCACGCCCCCGGCUCCCUCCACGCCCCCCCCGGCUCCCUCCACGCCCCCGGCUCCCUCCACGCCCCGGCUCUCUCCACGCCCCCGGCUCCCUCCACGCCCCCGGCUCCCUCCACGCCCCUGGCUCCCUCCACGCCCCCGGCUCCCUCCACGCCCCCCCGGCUCCCUCCACGCCCCGGCUCCCUCCACGCCCCCUGGCUCCCUCCACGCUCCCCCCCGGCUCCCCCCCCCCCCCCCCCUACGAUCAGUUGCGGAUCAGAUUUAAGGGAUCCUUUUCCUCUCUUUUUGGAGAUUCUGAAGAAGAUUCGAAAUUGAAGUUUGAUGCUUGUUCGCGAUCACUGGAGGACGGGCUCGCCUUUUAUUGUAUUUUCUUGUAUGGAGGCUUGAGGGUAGACCUGGUGUGA